Molecule: messenger RNA, 396 nt
Organism: Podospora pseudocomata
Lineage: Eukaryota; Fungi; Ascomycota; Sordariomycetes; Sordariales; Podosporaceae
Exons: 1
Coding region: 1-396 (131 amino acids)
Source: RefSeq, a predicted model, not a curated record
AUGGCUCCCAUCAAUUCGUCUCCCGUCGAUGCCACAAGACCACCCCCAAUAAGCGAAUGGACUAGUUUUAUGGUUACUCUAUUCGCGAUACCCUGCAUCCUCAUGACCAUCGCAGCAGUCUGGGCAGUAUGGAGGCAGAAGCAAAUCCGCACAAUGUCCUUGGUUGUUAGUAUGGACUAUGAAGUUACUGAGGUGGCCAACGUUCGGACGCCUCUCUUGGCUCUACCAUCUACACCACAACUCAAGGCCAAAAACACGCUUGAAAUCCCGGGGAUGUACACUCCAUCAAUCAGUCCGGCGCUGUCGGGGAGGACAGAAAUCGCAUCGCCUGUGGAGGAAGAGCAGCGGCACAAGUUCAAGGAUAUUCCUGAGUUUUCAAUCAGCAGGGCGACAUGA